GAUUGGUUGAUAUUGAAGCUAAAAUUGAGGACCAAAUUUAGUAUAUGCCAUAGGAUUUACCAAAUUAUCUCUAAUGGCUAAAUUGCAGAUACUUUAUCUCUUCUCUUACAAUUUUCUUCAGUUUCUUGGAUGGACAUUAGCCCUUUUUAGAAUUUUGAGCAAUUUUAUUUCCACCAAGUCAGUCACUGAGGCUUAUGCUUCUGCUGGUGAACUAAUUUGUUUGCUGCAAUGUUGUGCAUUCUUGGAAGUUAUACAUGGAGCUAUUGGGAUUGUUCCUAGUGGGAUAGUGCUUCCUCUGAUGCAAUGGAGUGGAAGAACUCAUUUUUUGCUAGCAAUUGUUCGUCAAAUUGUUGAGGUCCAGGACUCGCCUUCAGUGUUCAUAACGUUUUCCUCUUGGAGCUUAAGUGAGGUGAUCAGAUACUCGCACUAUGCUUUGAGUUGCAUUGGCAGUCCACCGUACUUGAUCACAUACCUCAGGUACACUGCUUUCAUUCUACUGUAUCCCGUUGGAGUCGGACCUGGUGAAAUAUGGCUUAUGUACCAGGCACUUGCAUUCAUUAAAACGAGAAAUCUGUAUGCAGAUACUCUUCCUUUCAGUUAUUAUAACUUUGUCAAGGUUCUGCUUCUAUUAUACCCUCUUCUAUGGUUCAAACUUUAUCUGCACUUGUUCAAGCAACGCCGAUCAAAGCUGGGUAAAUAUCACAAGACAAAGAAGACGUGAGAGUCCAUGAAAUUAAACUCAAAUAAAUUAAAAGUCUCAAAACAAAAUGUGGAUUAUUUUAUUUCACAUUUUGUUAUGGAUAUUAAUCAGUCAUGGAAUUAUUUUAUUCCAUUAUAUGUACUAAAAGACAUGCCCAAUAUAAAAGGCGAGUAAGUUAAUCACAUGAAAUAUCAAUAUCCUUGUCUA
This is a messenger RNA of Solanum pennellii, 907 nucleotides long. RefSeq names its product very-long-chain (3R)-3-hydroxyacyl-CoA dehydratase 2. Gene Ontology annotation, biological process: very long-chain fatty acid biosynthetic process; fatty acid elongation; sphingolipid biosynthetic process. Gene Ontology annotation, cellular component: endoplasmic reticulum membrane. Gene Ontology annotation, molecular function: 3-hydroxyacyl-CoA dehydratase activity. NCBI's taxonomy places the organism in Eukaryota, Viridiplantae, Streptophyta, Magnoliopsida, Solanales, Solanaceae. The record is from RefSeq and is a predicted model, not a curated record. The coding region runs from base 74 to 721 and encodes 215 amino acids. The transcript is spliced from 9 exons.